CAUUUCGCCUGGUGAUGUUAACAUGUGCGUGUAUAUUGGGAUACGCGAUAUUUAUUUGAUUUUCCUGAAAAUGUUACUUUAAAGUGUGGACUCUGUGACUAUAUACAUACAAGGCUUAUGAUGUUGGGACAAUCUUUAUAUUGACAUGUUCAACUACCUGGGAUUUUGAUGAACUUGAUUCUGAGUUUAAAGCUCUAGAUUCGACCCAUUCUACACAGUGCUAUCUACACAGGACCAGGAAACUGGACAUUUCACAGUGCUGGGAGAAUUGUGGAUUUAUAAUAUCUCAUUGAUCAUUUAACAGACAAACAUGGAGAGAUGAAUUUCAGAAGAACUUAACUGGAUUAUAAAACAUUUCGGAUCUAGUAAAUAACAAGUAAGAUGAAGCCUGUAUUAGUUUUUCUUUCGCUGACAGGAUUGUUCUGUGGUACAUUAUCUGAGAAUGCCGUCAUUAAAUUUACAAUUUCUGAGGAACUCCCAACUUCAACUGUAGUCGGAGACAUCGGAGAAAAGAGUGGAUUACAGAAGAAUUACACAACGGAGGAAUUUAACAGUAUUCACUAUAAAUUUCUGGACCAAAGCAUCAUGCAGACACGUUUCACUAUAAAUGAGGUCUCGGGGGAAGUGCUCACGUCUGUGAUACUGGACCGAGAGUCCAUUUGUGGCUACAAGGAGAUCUGUAUCUUGGACUUUGAUGUAGCAGCCUACUCCAACAUGAUCACUCUGUUUGAAAUCUUGUCAGUAGAAGUGGAACUCACUGAUGAGAACGACAACAUUCCAACAUUUCCUCAGAGUAAUGUUACUUUUCAAAUGCAGGAAUCUUCUGUUAUUGGAUCAACUAUUUCGUUGGAUUCUGCAACAGAUCUGGACUCUACCCGUCUGAACUCCAUCAAAUCCUAUGAAAUUGUUCCGGAAAAGUUUGGUGUUUUUGGUUUAAAUGUGACAACAAAGGCAGGCGGAGGAUUUCAGUUGACGCUUCGGUUGUUGCAACAGUUAGAUCGAGAAACCACCGACCACUACCAGUUUUAUGUGAUCGCUAAAGACGGAGGUAUCAAGCAGAACAUCGGAACAAUGACUGUGAAUAUCGUCGUUACCGACUACAACGACCACUCUCCAGAGUUUGUGCAGCAGCAGUACAAUGUUACCGUGGCUGAGGGUGUUGCCAUAGAUACAUCUAUUUUGACACUGUCGGCCACUGACAAAGAUAUUGGAGAUAAUGCCAGAAUCACCUAUGGAUUAAGUUCAAGGCAAUCAGAUCUAGACAUGAUCACCAGCUUGUUUGAAAUAGAAUCUGCCAGCGGAGUUGUGAAAGUCAUCGGAGACUUGGUAUACGAGACCGGGAAAGUUCACAAGUUUAGCGUAGAAGCCAGUGAUCACGGAAAUCAACCUCGGGUCACACAGACAACUGUUUAUGUGACUGUAUUAGAUGUAGGCAAUAACCCACCAACUGUAAGCAUCAACUUCCUGUCAUCAGGAAGCGCAGGGUUAGUCAAUGUGUCCGAGUCUGCAAAUCUGAAAACGGUCAUUGCCCAUAUAAAUGUGAUAGAUACAGAUUCGGGGCCUAAUGGCAGGGUGGAUUGUACCAUUUCGGGAAGUGACUUUGAGCUGUCCCCUGUAGGAGACAAGGGCUAUAUAGUGCGAGUGAACCGAACUCUGGACAGGGAGACAAGGGAGAUACAGAAUAUCUCUGUUGUCUGUCGUGACCAUGGAUCUCCCGUCCUCAGCUCUUCUCUCCACUUCCUGGUCAGGAUCCUCGAUGAAAAUGACAACAAGCCAGUGUUUCAUCAGGACACAUACUUCGCAUUUGUGGAAGAGAACAGUAAAAUCGGUGCCAUGAUAAAGCAAGUCGGUGCAACUGAUAUAGACAUCGGGCGUAACGCAGUUGUGUAUUACUACCUCACAGACGACGCUCAAGGACGAUUCGCUAUCAACUCUAUUUCUGGUGUGAUCACAACAUACACUCACUUUGACCGUGAGCAGAGGAAUCACUAUGAGUUUACAGUAUUGGCGGUUGACAGUGGUAACCCUCCCAUGACUGGCUCGGCCACUGUUGUCCUCACAGUUACAGACGUCAACGAUAAUUACCCCACAUUUGACGGUGACUCGUUCCAGUUUUUUGUUCAGGAGAAUCUGGCAAUAGAUGCCUAUGUUGGGACACUGAGCGCUAAUGAUGAUGAUGAAGGUGUAAAUAAAGAGGUCAUCUUCUCCAUAGCACCUUCAUAUGCUGAUCGAGUACCGUUUUAUGUCAUGUCGGAUGGAGCAAUCAAAACGAACAUUCGCCUCGACAGAGAGACCAAGUCUAUCUACACCUUUGAAGUUGAAGUGAGAGACAAAGGCACACCACCUCUGAGUACCGCGACCAAUGUUAUCCUUCACGUCACUGAUGACAACGAUCAGGCACCCGUGAUUCAGUUCCCCAACAAGGGGAAUAACUCUGUGUCAAUUUCCUAUUUGGUUCCCGUUGGUACAACAAUUACCAAAGUCUUAGCUUAUGACUUGGAUGAGGAAGGUCCCAACAGUCGAUUAACCUAUUCCAUUAAGGCAGGGAACCACCAUGAUAUUUUUGCUAUUGGUCAGACGUCUGGUAAUAUUUACCUCAAGAGAGCGUAUUCUCUGGAAAGUGACGAGACUUUUAGACUGGAGAUCUCUGUCAAAGACAAUGCACCCCAACCUAAGGAAACAGUUCACCAUUUGGAAAUCAUACUCAAAUAUUCCAAUGAAUCAACUGCUUCCCUUGUCCCAAAGACGGGAAAUACAAACGUUAUCAUCUCUAUCGUCGUCGUGGCAUUCACGUUUGUUAUAUCAGCGGCCAUCAUAACCACUAUAUGUAUCUUACGACGUCACGACAAAAAAUUGGAAAUGAAACAUUCUGAAAAAAUGUUUGACAAACCUGAAGUUUCAGCUGACGAUAAAAUUAAAAAAGGAGAUUUAACGUAUAAGGUUGAAGAUGUAUUGGACACGCCUAAAAAAAAGAAAAAGGAAGUGAGUUUUUCCCUGGAUGAAGCCUAUGGGAGUAUGCAGCAUGACUAUACUGGUACGACAGACCUGAACAUCCCCGAUCCUCUGAUGGGUGAUAUGUACCACGACCAAUCAAAUAAGCAGAUAAAGAUUUUACAACAUCACAAGCUCCACCUACAGGCUUACGAUAAGGAGGAGGAGCAGAAGAACAUACUGGCACAGCCUCUGUUUGACAACUUGAGUGAUACGUCUGGAGAGACAGCAAACUCGGACAGUGGUCGUGGAGGAAGCGACGUUGAUCUGUCAUGUCAGAUGAGCAUGCAAGAUGAACUGAAGACUUUCACAUUUAAUUAUUUCAACAAGAAGCAAAAGUCAUCGACACCUUCAACUUCAUCAAAUAUUUCAUCUUCACAACCCUCCAGUAACAACAAACACAGAAGUCCACGGAGUGGUGAGAACAGCGGCCGUUAUGGACAGAAACAUUUUACAGGAUCCGUGGAUGUUUUUCACACUGGAUCGGAAUUCCCUAGAGACAAAAAGGACUCAAGAGUGGGAAAUUCUAUGGAUAACUUCACUAAAGACAAUUCUAAAAAAAGUGGCCACAAGUCAAAAUCAAAAUCUGAAAAAUGGUUUCCAUCCUACGUAUGAAGGACAUGUGUGUGAUAAUUGUAAUGACAAUCUGUUUCUGGACGGAGAUAGUCUCAUCCUCCGGAAUUAUGAUCUCAUUUGAUGCCUUCACAUUGACAGGUGUGGUUGCUGUCUACAGGUGUGAUUCCUGUCUAUAGGUGCAACGGUGUUAACAGGUGUGAAUGGUGAUGUAGGGGAGAAAGUGCUGUUACAACCCCUACUCCCAGUCACGAGGAUGUGAGUUAAAUCGAAACAAUAAUCAAAAUAACCUAUGUGAUAUUAUUAAACAUUAAAUGUAUAUAAAUGCAUUGAUGUACUUCAGCUACCCAAAGUCGGUUCACCAGUGUAUUGAUUCCACAGACUCUUCAUCAGUAUUAAGUCUUAAUCUCCAGCCUAUAGAAUACCUAAUAGAUCUAAGGAGUUGUGCAUUGUUCGCCACACAUUUAUCUACAAGAAGUAGAAGUAUAUACCGAGGACCGUCCCAAGGAAGGAAGAUCUACCAGCUCCACUGUAUAGGUUCCUCCUGUAUGCGGUCCACAAGGGGAGGUAGCAAGAUCAGGCCCUUGGCUCCAGAGACUGACAUGUGGCUUCAUCAAAACUCGCCUUUUUCUACAAUGAUUGGAAAAGAAAACCAUCAACUUCUCUAAAAAAAAACACCUGAAAAGGACCAUCAACCUCACCAGACACAGUACAUAAGCCUUCCACAUCUCUAGAGCCAUACAGUGUCACUGGAAAAAUAUAAAAACAUUGUUUGGUUUACGGGAAAUCAUCAACGAAUCACGCCCUGCUGGACAAUGCAAACUCGAUGCAGCACCUUCUACAGUGUUGAGGCUAUAGCUGGACUUUAUAUACAUUAAUGUAACUGAUUUUGAGUACACCUGGAGUUCCGACUCAAUGACAGAAGUACUGGUAUAUAAUACCGAUGAUAUUACACUUUCAAAUGGUGCUAAUUACUACAUUUGUCCCCGUUUACUUACAUACAUAGGGCGAGGUGACUCAAAUCUGGUUUACCACGUCAAGUCUUGUCUCCACA
This is a messenger RNA of Mizuhopecten yessoensis (Yesso scallop), 4618 nucleotides long. Its product is annotated as protocadherin-9-like. Gene Ontology annotation, biological process: homophilic cell-cell adhesion. The record is from RefSeq and is a predicted model, not a curated record. NCBI's taxonomy places the organism in Eukaryota, Metazoa, Mollusca, Bivalvia, Pectinida, Pectinidae. The transcript is spliced from 7 exons. Gene Ontology annotation, molecular function: calcium ion binding. Gene Ontology annotation, cellular component: plasma membrane. The coding region runs from base 382 to 3606 and encodes 1074 amino acids.